Amoebophrya sp. A120 is the source of this 1190-nucleotide messenger RNA. The record is from the annotation of a GenBank genome assembly. NCBI's taxonomy places the organism in Eukaryota, Dinophyceae, Syndiniales, Amoebophryaceae.
AUGGAGGAAAUUUCGGAAGAUUCGGAAAGCGCUGCACUGCUGGCCGAGGAGAGCAAAAAUGACCCGGGCGAGGAUGUUGAACGCGCGACCACCGCAACAAAGAUGCCGCCGAAAAAUCUUAGAAGUGAGGGUAGCGGCUUGAGAUCCUCGUCUUCUUCGAGCGACGGCAGCGGUGGAAGCAGACGGAAAGCAAAGGAGUCUACGUUUUUGAGCGGGCGACAGCGCACUUCCUUAUCAAAGCAGUCGCUGUCGAAGCAGUCGUUUAAGGACGAGAGGAGCCCCCGCCGUUCGAUGUCAAGACAGAAUGCGUCGGUGUCGAAACAGAGCAGGCAAUCCAUGUCGAGAAUGGACAAAAAGCCGCCGCAGCAUCAUUCCUCGUCGUCGGAUAGUGAUCCGGAGCACCACGAUUGUAUGGAGGUUCCCUUUUGCGACUGUGGUUGUGUUAUCCUGACAAGGUUCUGGUGUGCGGUGGUCGUUGCCGUUUCUUUAUUCGUCGGCCUGGGCACAAUCAUAGUCAUCCUCUUGAUCGUCAAGAACAACAAGGAUCAGGACCAAACGGUUGAAUUGAAAGAGGCAGAAGAAGACCGUCGUCAAGCGGGCCAGGUCGCCAUUGAGUCCGCGUUUUUGGAGAUGGAUUUCUACCCCACCUCGGGACGAGAGAGGAGGCGCCCGCGGCCCGCAGACUAUGAGAACAUACAGCCUGAAAAGACACCGAGGUUGCGAGGAACCCGAAAAGCGCAAAUGCGCGCUUCGCGUGCCGCCGCGCUUGCAGCGUCGGAAUCGAGGACUGUGGAUUUGCUUAGCGAGAUGAAGAGGGGACACUAGCUGUGAGCCUUUAAUUUUUUUGUACUCCGCCAAGAGCUACGUACUUACCAUCUAUCAAAGAAGUUUUGUCAUUUUUUACUUGGAAGGUUUCAUUUCAUGUCGCGUAUUCUUUCCUUGUGAUCGCGACCCUGCUCAUUUUCACUGUUUUUGACGUUGUUAUUGACGUUGGUUGUCAUUUUUACAGAUAAAGAUUCACAUCGAUCCUGCUAGAUUCUUCCGCUCGUAUUUCAUAAGUGUAUAACACUGACUACACACGGACACGCAGAGCUCCAGUGAAGCAAAGAUAUUUAUUUGAAUGUUUGUCUUCGUCAAAAUCAAUCUCCCUCUCUUAUACUCGCCGUGCCCCAUGGGAAGGAGGAGCUGCA